CAGCUCGGUUUGUUCUAGGGUUUCUUCGUUUCUCUACAAUGGCUACAAUACUAAGCGAUGAAUCGAUGGCAAAACGAGGUUCGACGAAGGAACUAUUGGCGUUGGAGGAGGAUGCUGACUCUUCUUCGCGUAUCAAAAACCAAAAGGUCGACGAGGAGGAAGACGAUGAUAGCAGCGGUAGCAGCGACAUCGAUAUGGAUUUCGGCACGGACAGCGAGUGGAUUCAGUAUAGAUACGUUUCAAAAGAACCAGAGUGGGGCUACGAUAGCUUUGAUGGUCGCGAAUUCAAAAUCAAUCCAAGGAUUCGUAAGUUGUCUCCUAACCAGGAACUUUACGACAUAUACUACAACAACAGGCUUAAGGCUUUCGAGAGUAAGGGUUUUCUUCCUGAUCCUUCGGUCGGAAUCUACGAGCUCAAUAUCGAGAGGAAGAACGGUGAGAGGGAUUUAAUUGCAGAUCUUGCUAAUGUCUGUGUUAAGAAGUUCAACGAGACCAUGAACAAGACUUUGGAAUUGGUGAAUGUUGUGAGAGUUAAUGUAAGUGGACUAGCUAAAUGGAAGUUGUACAUCACGUUCAUGGCUUGUGAGUAUGGUGAUGGGCCUCUUGUUGAGUACCAAGCCAAGGUUAUACAUUCUAUAAUGAAACUGGAGGUACCUCCUUUCCCAGUUCUUUGCAGACCAAGUCCUAAACCAGAAAUCUAG
Messenger RNA from Camelina sativa (false flax), 701 nucleotides. The record is from RefSeq and is a predicted model, not a curated record. NCBI's taxonomy places the organism in Eukaryota, Viridiplantae, Streptophyta, Magnoliopsida, Brassicales, Brassicaceae.